AUGGGUCCGACUAAUUCGGAAGUAGAGCAGACGGCCAACACCCAUACUGUCACCAAAGAUGAGGAAAGUGUUAUUGCAAACACCACGAAUCUGCCCCCAGACAAAGACCCCGAGGUGACCUUCGACACAGGCUUCCAAUCAUGGCUUCAAGUUUUAGGUUCUUUCUUCCUCUUCUUCAAUUCAUGGGGUGUUAUCAAUACAUGGGGUGCAUAUCAGACAUACUAUGAACAGGAUCUGUUGAGUGGCACUUCCUCAUCGACCAUAGCAUGGAUUGGAUCUCUCCAGUCUUUCCUCCUGAUGAUGAUCGGUGUCGUAACCGGCCCUCUAUUUGAUGCGGGAUAUUUCCGUGGUCUCAUUGGGUUUGCAGCUUUUAUGUUGCCCUUUGGUUUGAUGAUGACCAGUAUUUCCACCGCGUACUGGCAUCUUAUUCUCGCGCAAGGUGUCUGCGUUGGCCUUGCGGCUGGCUGUCUUUUUGUACCAUCGGUCGCCAUUUUACCGCAAUACUUCCAGCGCAAGAGAGGCCUUGCCAAUGGUCUUGCUGCCAGUGGGAGCAGUAUCGGCGGCGUGAUUUACCCCAUUAUGUUCCACAAGCUCCAGCAGGAAGUCGGCUUUGCCUGGGCUACUAGGGCUAUCGGCUUCAUCUGCUUCGGUACCAUCAUCCUCUCCCUUUCGAUUAUGCGUGUACGUUUCAAGCCCAAGGACAAGCGCAAGCUCUACCAAUUCUCGGCUUUCAAGGAGCUUGGCUUCUGUCUUUUUACUGUGGCCAUGUUCCUCGGAUUCUUGGGGUUCUAUAACUUCCUCUUCUACGUGCAAUCCUACGCCAUUGAGACCGGUAUCGUCGAUAGUAACCUGGGCUUCUACCUCAUCUCGAUGCUGAAUGCUGCCUCCACCUUCGGCCGUAUCGGCCCCAACUUCCUGGCUGACCACGUUGGUCCGCUCAACAUGCUCACACCUGCUGUGACAAUCACAUCAAUUCUGGCAUUUGUAUGGAUUGGUGUCCAUACCGUCCCGGGAAUUAUCAUCUUGGCCGGGGGAUUCGUUUCUCUCCCGCCCGUGGUCAUGGCCAGCAUGACCCCCGAUGUGCGCGACCUGGGAACACGCCUUGGAAUGAUGUUUGCCAUCGUCUCUUUCGGACUAUUGAUCGGGACUCCUAUCGGUGGUGCUAUCCUGAGCGAUACUAAUAAAUAUUUGGGAGUGCAACUAUUUACCGCUUGCUGCCUCGUCGCCUCAGCGGUACUCAUGGCCGCCUUGAGAUUCGUGCGCUCGGGUCCCCACCUCAAGGUAAAAGCCUGA
Penicillium waksmanii is the source of this 1293-nucleotide messenger RNA. Its product is annotated as MCT family MFS transporter. The transcript has 3 exons. Gene Ontology annotation, biological process: transmembrane transport. Gene Ontology annotation, cellular component: fungal-type vacuole membrane. The coding region runs from base 1 to 1293 and encodes 430 amino acids. Gene Ontology annotation, molecular function: transmembrane transporter activity. The record is from RefSeq and is a predicted model, not a curated record. Lineage: Eukaryota; Fungi; Ascomycota; Eurotiomycetes; Eurotiales; Aspergillaceae.